This is a messenger RNA of Laetiporus sulphureus 93-53, 252 nucleotides long. RefSeq lists its product as uncharacterized. The record is from RefSeq and is a predicted model, not a curated record. The coding region runs from base 1 to 252 and encodes 83 amino acids. The transcript is spliced from 2 exons. NCBI's taxonomy places the organism in Eukaryota, Fungi, Basidiomycota, Agaricomycetes, Polyporales, Laetiporaceae.
AUGGCCAACUAUGCCAUCCGUGCUAACUUUGACACGAGCAUGUUCGACACCGUGCCCGACACUCUCAAUUCGAAUGCGACCUCGUAUAUCAUCUAUAACACAUUCUCAUCUGCAAAGACUGUCGAGAACAUGGUGGAUGAGUAUCUGUUGAUGAAUGACACACUGCUCAUCCCUUACGACCCGAUUGGCAUCAUCCCCGCAAUGAAGACGAUCCCGCUCUACUUUGAGUUCGACACGAUAAUGAUGGCAUGA